Molecule: messenger RNA, 3950 nt
Organism: Oncorhynchus keta (chum salmon)
Lineage: Eukaryota; Metazoa; Chordata; Actinopteri; Salmoniformes; Salmonidae
Product: fibroblast growth factor 12-like
Exons: 6
Coding region: 953-1726 (257 amino acids)
Biological process (GO): cell differentiation; regulation of cell migration; positive regulation of gene expression
Cellular component (GO): cytoplasm
Molecular function (GO): fibroblast growth factor receptor binding; growth factor activity
Source: RefSeq, a predicted model, not a curated record
CUCUCACACACUCUCUAUGUCUCGUUCCUCUCCCUCCUGCCUCUCUCUCAAUUCUUUCUCUCUUUUUCCCCGGAUAAUUCUUCAUCCAAACCUCAACCACGUAUGAUUGCGUAGAGAGAGAACCGUGAGCCCAUUCACUCAUGCCUGUAGGCGAGAGGAGAGCACCCGCAUACCAUCCAUACGGAAGGAAAUAAUCCAUUACUCCAAUCGUGUUGUCUGCAAGGAAACCGGCUUUUUGGAAGAUUUUUAUAGUCUACAUACGAACAAUAAUAACGAAACGCAUAUGUUUUUCUCUCAUUGUAAAGCCACAUCACUAUGUUGCUGCUGCAUUCUCAGAGAUCAUUAUCUUUCCCCGACGGUGCUCGGAGGGUCUGCUGGUAGAAGGGCUGGUACAGAUGGCACAGAUGCCGGUAGUCCCGGAGAGUGAGUGGGGCAGCCAAAUGGACCGCCGCCUACCCUUUGUCCCCUCUCGAUUCGGUUUUGACUUCGGCUUAAUACAUUGACAAGUUAUGAGACGUUGCAUUCACCCAGCUGUUGAUGAAAUAGUUUACAGUGAAGUUUAAGGUGUCUCGAAUGCAUUAUGGUGCUGGAUAUUUUGACACUCACGGACUUUCCGUGCAAAUGAGGAUUAUACCGAGGGGGACAGUCGUGCUUGUCAGACCUGGAAUACCUGAGACUCAAUUUUGCGUACGCACGCUCCGAUAACACACAAACUUAUUUACCAUAGUUGCAUUUUUUUUAUUGCCUAGAUUAUGCGUAAAUUGGUGGCAUUUAUACUUUCCCUGCAAUGAAUUUGUGUAUUUUCUAAGGGGUCAGAAUGACAUUUUGCUAAAUCCGCGUGGAUCGUUUUUUUUAUUUUUUAUUUCACGGUUGUUUUUGCUCCAAACUAUCACACAACCACUCGAUCUCUGUCCAACGACUCUUGGUUCGGUUCGGCUCAGCCGCGAGGGAGAUGGCCGCUAUCGCCAGCUCCUUGAUCCGUCAGAAACGCCAGGCGAGGGAGUCAAACAGCGACCGAGUCUCCACUACAAAACGACGUCCUAGCCCCAGCAAAGAUCCUCGUUCCAUAUGCGAGCGCCAUUUCUUGGGGGUCUUCAGCAAAGUCCGUUUCUGCAGCGGAAAGAAAAGACCAGCCGCUCGGCGGCGACCAGAUGCAUCCUCCAAACCUCCACAGGUGUCCCGUAAGGGCGGCAGGCUAGAGCCGCAGCUGAAGGGCAUCGUGACACGACUGUUCAGCCAGCAGGGCUUCUACCUGCAGAUGCAGCCGGAUGGCUCUAUCGAUGGCAGCAAGGACGAGAACAGCGACUACACCCUGUUUAAUCUUAUUCCUGUGGGUCUGAGGGUGGUGGCCAUCCAAGGGGUGAAGGCCGGCCUCUACAUCGGCAUGAACGGAGAGGGUUUCCUCUACAGCUCAGAAAUGUUCACGCCGGAGUGCAAGUUUAAGGAGUCGGUGUUUGAGAAUUACUACGUGAUCUACUCGUCCACUGUGUACCGGCAGCAGGAGUCCGGUCGGGCCUGGUUCCUGGGCCUCACCAAGGAAGGCCAGGUCAUGAAGGGGAACAGGGUCAAGAAGACCAAGCCCUCAUCACACUUUGUCCCCAGGCCCAUUGAAGUGUGUAUGUACAGGGAGCCGUCGCUGCAUGAGAUCGAGGAGAAACAGCGCUCCAGGAAGAACUCAGGGACUCCCACCAUGAACGGAGGGAAAGCUGUCAACCAGAAUUCCUAGCAGCGGGGCCCCAAGGGUGGGGGGCCACUAGGGUGCCCGGUCCCUCCUCUCUUAAACAGAGGGGAGAGGGGCCACAAACUCCCCUCACCACCAUGCCCUCUGAAGGGAUGGACCGCCACGAGGGGGAGGAGCUACACCCAAGACCACAAAAAAACUCUUGCCUGUGAAAAUCUUUUAGACAAAUAUCAAGAUCUACCCAGAGGAAAACAAAAAAGCGACUACAAACAUUUUCAAUCAGGACUUGACCUACGUUUUAUGCAAAAAAAGAAAAAAAAGCUGUGACAAGACAAAGAAAUGGUGGUCUCUUCACAAUACAAAUAUCUAUCGUUUCCAAUUUAUGCUGUGAAAAAUUUGCUUUAAACACAUUUGAUUUCCCAUGCGUUGAUUUUAUGAAUGCUAUGACACGCUCACAAGUUUUAUUGUCCAUUAAUAAUAAUAUUAUGUAUGUGGUGACUAACUCAUCAUCCCAAUCUUAGUAUCAUUGUUAUUCUGUGUUUCGUUUGAGACUGUAGAAGUUUGAAAAAUAGUUUGUUUUCAUAUUGCGUGACAGUGAAUGCCCUUUUCACUGGUGUGAGGGUAAACAUGUAAUGUAUAUGAGAGCUCACCGUUGGGCUCGGAAGUAACAGGUAUGGGUGUGUGGGAUGGGUUUUGCUCAGGUGAUUGUCCUUUCGGUGAGGAAUACGUUGGGUGGAUCUCAAUACUCUAAUUUUGGAGUCUCCUCACACUCUUCGGUAUUACAGGACUAGACAACUAAAAGCAAUACAGAGGGGCUACUACACCAAGCCUCACAGCAGGCAUCUACCAUAUUAUGGUGCGUUCGAGUGCUGUCGGAAAUACAAGUUCUCGACUCGGAAAUAACCACUUGAACGAUCCUCAAAGUCUGAAAUACAAAACAUGGUCCAGAGUUGUGACGUUUCAUCGCCGGCCCUUCACCUUUUCAACCACUAGACGGUAGAAGAAAACCAUUUACAACCUUAACCAUGUGAUUAACGUAGCUUAGUGGAUCCGUACAGUAUAUAGUUUGACACAUUGUCAACGUAAGCAACAUUAGCUAGAUUAGCCAUCUAGCUAGAAUCUCAUUGGUCGAAGAGUUAUUCCAAACUUCAUUAGCACACGAGCGCACUCGUGCCAUAAUUUACAACUUCAUCAAUUGGAAAAUACCGAGAUUCUGAGGACCACUCGAACGCACCGUUACUCUCAACAAUCCCGUCCUGGCAACUCAAUGGUCAGGAGGGAAAAGAAACAAGAAAGGAAAUAGCCUUGAAAUAGCAUCAAUACUCUGGCAACGUGUUUGUAGGCAGGAGGAAAAAAGGUAGAUAGAACUUCAGGUUUGUUUUUGUUAGGUGAACCAGCACUACUAAGGGGAUUUGUCUCUAAUAAGAACUAGCUUGGCCAAUCCUAUGGGAGAAAAUGUCAUAUUCUCUCCAGAAAACAGGGAAACUUGGCUAGCAUCCGCCAAUCAAUGAUUCUUUCACGAAUACUUGAAACUGGUGUAUUUCACCUCAGCAUGCGCUUUGACAAAGACUUUGUUCAAAGUGAUCAGAGAAUGCUUUUAGUCGGUACAAAGAAAUCAUGGACAUGUCCUUAGGGAGGCAAGUUGUGGCUUGUUUAAGGGCAAGACAUAGACACAGUACUGUAUGCAUCAGAGAAGGUUGGAUUGCUGGCAGGUCUUGCAGAUCAGACAAGUAUUCGUCCCAAUACUCUUAAGAAGCUUCCUCUCCUUGUGUCUUGUUGAUGGGUUGUGGCGUAUUCAUUUCAUAGAAGUAGUCUCUUUAUAUCUUUAUAUAUACAAGGUAAAGGAAAAAAAAAUAAAGGAAGUCUUUUAAGAGGAUUUUGGACAAAGCCCCUGGGAAACCCGCUUUCAUUGUUAAUAUUUCACCUACGAUACUGUACUCAAUAACAGCCUACCACAACGGAAUGGAGCCCAGUCAUCCAAAACCCAGGAAAACAAAACAUUUGGACGCCAGAAGGUGCGUUUGCCCUGAGAGUCUGUAAAUAUUUCACUGUUUUGUACUUCCAGGCUGGCAUCCUAAUGGCAUCCAUCGCAGUAGGGGCUGGCAUCCCAAUGGCUUCCAUUGCAGUAGGUUUGGUGAGCCAUUAAAUGAGCCAUUUUCUGCAUUGUGGAAACGAGACCCUGUCAUUUCAUAAAUAAAAUGUAGGACAACGGCAAAGGAGCGACAAAGGAGAUAUAUGAAGGUCAGACCAGUUGUUAAGGCAGGGAAGA